Nezara viridula (southern green stink bug) is the source of this 830-nucleotide messenger RNA. The record is from the annotation of a GenBank genome assembly. NCBI's taxonomy places the organism in Eukaryota, Metazoa, Arthropoda, Insecta, Hemiptera, Pentatomidae.
AUGUAUUCAGCAAAGCGUCAAAAAUUCACUAAAUAUUUUUCGUUAUCAAUAGUGCCACUAGCUGCGCUGUUUGUUAUUUACGAAACCGUAACUCUUCCAAAGAUAUCGAUUCUGAUUUAUCUACCACACAUACCCAUUGUCAUUACCCAGAAACUGAUGAUAGUACAUUGGUGGUUGACAUUGCACGAUCUUACUCAAUACUCAGAGCAGCUUUUGAUUAGUAUUUUUAAGGUGAAAGACAGGCAUGGAAUAGCCUACCGACGGAGGAUUUGGCUGCAAAUAUCUAACUUGUCGACAGAAAUCGGAAAUGCUACCGGAUUAUCAGCCCUGUCCUAUUUAACAACAAACUUCGUUGGAUUCCUCCUGUCUAUGUACGGUAUCCUAAUCAACCUCAACAGUCCAGGCUCAACUAACGUUCCCAUUUUGGGUCUAAUACUACCAGCUAUCGGGUGCGCAGUCACGAUCUUCUUGAAGGCCGAUGCUGCAUACAGAGCCACUGAGCGGGUAGGAUCUAGAUUUACAAAUAAACUUCUCCAAAUAGAUCAAUCCUCUUUGCACCGAAGUAGUUUGAAUGAGAUAAAUCUUAUGUUUAACUGUAUAUCAGCAAAAUCUCCGGUCAUUGAAUACUUAGGUUUUAUGAAAAUUUCGCGAAGCACAUUUUUGCAUUUUGUAUCCUAUUCAGUUACAUACCUAAUUGUUCUUUUACAAAUGAAGACUCAACCAAAACAGCUGAAGAAUGAUCGUCUUCCUGAUAUUGCUGGAAAUAAGACUGGUUUUGAAGCACUUACAUUAAGUUAAAUUUAUCUCUAUCUUUCAGAUCCCCAGAUUGU